Messenger RNA from Penicillium subrubescens, 813 nucleotides. RefSeq lists its product as uncharacterized. The record is from RefSeq and is a predicted model, not a curated record. NCBI's taxonomy places the organism in Eukaryota, Fungi, Ascomycota, Eurotiomycetes, Eurotiales, Aspergillaceae. Bases 1 to 813 code for a protein of 270 amino acids. The transcript is spliced from 2 exons.
AUGGCGCUUCUCUCCCUGCUCUAUAUGAUGACGACCGUCGCAACGAGUGUCAUGGCCACGGCACUGACAACCCCAUACGUGCCGCCCAGCGGGUGUACUUCGGCCUUCCAGCUCACUACCAUCACGACCAUCUAUGGCACCACAGUUACGACAAUCACUGUGCUCGCAUCUGAUGCCACAGUCACAGGAUUCUCGGCCUGUCAGCCGUCAGGAUGGAAUAGCGGGAGCACGACAGGUCUUUUUACCUUCAGUCCAGCCGUCUGCCCCCAAGACUGGACAUAUUACGAAAUGUCAUCGACCAAGAAGUAUUCAGCUGCGUACUGCUGCGCUAGUGGCUUCGAUUUUCGAGCACCGUGGUAUGCUCUGCCUACGUCUGCGCUGAGCCCGGCAUGUGCGCGCACAAUUAAAUCCGGCGACACUACUAUCACCGCGCUGCUGGCGACUCAGACAGAUACUAUGGGCACCUUCACCGAGGGGUUGAUCGUGCAUCGUGCAUGGCACGUUUCGUGGGCCAAAUCUGACACUGCGAGCAUGUCCCCUUCGCUACCACCGCUGACCUCGGGGAAAUACCUGGAUUACUGGGAGCCGGGGCAAGUCAUCCCCGAUGGGAUGUUUGACCACCACAACGGCCGGGAUAGCGGCGGGGCGCAGGGGUGGCCUCCUGAGUAUUACUUUGCUGCCAUUGGGGCACCUCUUAUUUUUGCCGCUUUCCUCGCCUGGGGGGGUAUUUUCUGUGUCAUAAGCGGAGAAAGCGCCAUGCUCUGCAGGUUCCAGUCAAUAUGGAGCUUCAGACUAAGUGAUGUACUUAGUUAG